Prunus armeniaca (apricot) is the source of this 390-nucleotide messenger RNA. The record is from the annotation of a GenBank genome assembly. Lineage: Eukaryota; Viridiplantae; Streptophyta; Magnoliopsida; Rosales; Rosaceae.
AUGCCUAAAUUAUUUGUCAGCUCACAGAAAGCAGAAGGUAUGGGUGGACAUAAUGACUCAAGUGCAUCUGAGAAGAAACUGAGCGAGGCUGCAAAUGUUGUGCCAACCCUCAAUGCUGAGAAUUUGCAAAGUAACAUGAAAGUUAUAUAUUACAGCCGAACAUUUAUGUCUAUCAUUGGUGGGGUCAUUGCUGGAAUUUUGGGAUUCACAGGCCUUACUGGUUUUAUCUUUUAUUUUCUUGUUAUGGCUGUCACUUCAGUUGGACUCAUUGCCAAGGCGGGGUUUACAGUUCAUUCAUAUUUUGAUAGCUGGAACCAGAUUAUACUUGAUGGCUUUCUCGGUGGGCUUUUGUCAUUUGUGCUGUUCUGGACGUAUCCUUUAAACAAAUGA